Molecule: messenger RNA, 2123 nt
Organism: Salmo salar (Atlantic salmon)
Lineage: Eukaryota; Metazoa; Chordata; Actinopteri; Salmoniformes; Salmonidae
Source: RefSeq, a predicted model, not a curated record
UUCCGGGAUCACGCCACCACUUCCACUUGGGAUCCUGGCGAUAUGGCUGAUAAUGGAAUGGGACCGUGUUAUUGUCAGCGCCAAACAGACAAACCCAUAGUGUAGCCAUCUUAAAGUCACUGGUCGAAUAGAGCCGUAGAAUAUAUUCUUACAUAGUCUAAAUAUUAAUUAGUGAUUAAAUAGGCCUAUAGGUAUUCCAUAGCCACCUCCUUCACUUGCCACCACGUAGGCUACCGCGGUAGCUGCACAAACUUGUCGCAUACAAUCGUUUGGACUGCCCUAUCUACAGGACUGAGCCUCUCACAUUCCGAUCUUUUCAGCUAGGCCGUGGGCCCCUGGCUGUGUGUGUGAGAUGGACAGGAUGAAGACCAUCAAGCGGAGGCUGUCCAUGUCUCUCCGCAGCACCCGGCCCGUAGACGACUCCCUGUCUGAACUGGCCGAGCAGAUCACUCUGGACGAGCCCUCUGCAGCCAGAGAAAACGAGCCCAUGGUGGUGUGUCCUGUUAGUAUACAUCCCCCAGCCUCUCACAGCGCUCCGUCCUUCCUGCGUCAGUACGCUGGCCACCUUGGUCGCACCGCUGCCCUGCGCAGAGACAACCCAGGCCUGGACCGCGACAGGCCCUACCUCACCCUGCACAGGACCGGAUCCCUUGGUAUCGUCCAUGAGAACGUGAAGAUGGGCUCAGACGGGGAGAGUGAUCAGGCGUCUGGGACGUCUUCUGAUGAAGUCCAGAGUCCAGUCAGGGUCCGCAUGAGGAACAACCACCACAGACGCAUCUCCAAUGAGGACAUAAACAAGCGCCUGUCUCUGCCGGCUGACAUCAGGCUACCGGAAGGCUACCUGGAGAAGUUUGCCAUGAACAGUCCGCCCUUCGACAAGCCCAUGAGCCGCAGGCUACGAAGAGCCUCAUUGUCUGAAAUCGGCUUUGGCAAGUUGGAGACGUACAUCAAACUAGACAAACUAGGGGAGGGAACCUAUGCUACAGUGUUUAAGGGGCGCAGCAAGCUGACUGACAACCUGGUGGCUCUGAAAGAAAUCCGAUUGGAGCAUGAGGAGGGGGCUCCCUGCACUGCCAUCAGAGAAGUGUCUCUGCUGAAGGACCUGAAGCAUGCUAACAUUGUUACCCUACAUGACAUCAUCCAUACUGACAAGUGCCUCACGCUGGUGUUCGAAUACCUGGAGAAAGACCUGAAGCAGUACAUGGAUGACUGUGGCAGUAUCAUGAGUGUACACAACGUUAAGAUCUUUCUGUUCCAGUUGUUGCGAGGGCUGGCAUACUGCCACAGGAGAAAAGUCCUCCACAGAGAUCUCAAACCUCAGAACCUGCUCAUCAACGACAAAGGAGAACUCAAACUGGCUGACUUUGGUCUGGCCCGGGCCAAGUCUGUCCCCACUAAGACCUACUCCAAUGAGGUGGUGACUCUCUGGUACCGCCCGCCUGAUGUCCUGCUGGGCUCCACAGAGUACUCUACACCCAUCGACAUGUGGGGAGUGGGUUGUAUCUUCUAUGAGAUGAUGACAGGCAGACCACUGUUCCCUGGCUCCACAGUGGAGGAUGAGCUGCACUUGAUAUUCCGUAUCCUAGGCACACCAACAGAGUUGACCUGGCCUGGGAUUACCACCAGCGAGGAGUUUAAGACCUACAAGUUCCCCCGUUACCACGCUGAGCCCCUGGUCAACCACGCACCCAGGAUAGACAGUGAUGGCCAUGACCUUCUUUCACUGCUACUACAGUUUGAGCCGAUGAAGCGUGUGUCGGCUGAGGAGGCUCUGAGACAUCCAUACUUCAGGAGCCUGGGGGAGCAGGUUCAGACACUGUCUGACACAUCCUCCAUCUUCUCUGUGAAGAACAUCCAGCUCCAGAGAGACCCAGGGAAGAGGUCUUCAACCUUCCCAGAGUCAGCCCAGGGGAAGAGUAGGAGGCAAAGUGUGUUGUUUUAGUGUCGGUGGGGUUGGGGGGGGGAGAUGAGGAGGACAGUGACGUACAGAACUGUCGCACACACACACACUGACCCCGCCACACACCCCGAAGAAUCCAACACACACUCUGCCACACACACUCACCCCGAAGAAUCCAACACACACCCUGCCACACACACUCACCCCGAAGAAUCCAACACAC